AUGACAGACGGCAAUAUUGAAAUGCACAUUGAUCCAGCUCGUGCGCAGCAGCUGUGUAACAACUUCUCUGCGGUGCUUUCUCGUGUCAAGUCUGCGUCAUCGACUUCUCAAGCACCUAUUCGUUUAGUUGCUGUUUCUAAGCUUAAGCCAGCCAACGACGUCCUUGCUCUACACCGGGAACCGCACCAUCAAUUACAUUUCGGAGAGAACUAUCAGCAAGAGCUUCUCCAGAAAUCCCAGCUUCUGCCUCGAGAGAUACGAUGGCACUUCAUUGGCGCUUUGCAGACGAAUAAGUGCAAGCCAUUGGCAGAGCAGAUCCCAAAUCUAUGGUGUGUAGAGAGCGUGGAUACGGUGAAGAAGGCGGAUCAGUUGGAGAAAGGAAGGCAUGCGCUCUGCGAAAAGGACAAGCAAUAUGAGGCGGAGCCAUUGAGAAUUUUUGUGCAGGUCAAUACGUCUGGCGAGGAAGAGAAGUCUGGUGUUGAACCAAAAGACGCCAUAGCUCUUUGCCAGCACGUCAGAGACCAGUGUCCAAAUCUGAAGCUGCAAGGCAUCAUGACAAUCGGCGCGAUCGCUAGAAGCAAGGGAGUCAGUGAAGGCAAAGAGAAUGAGGAUUUCGUCACUCUGAGGAACGUGAGGGAUCAAGUUGCAAAAGACUUAGGAUUGGGGCAAGAGCAGUUAGAAUUAAGCAUGGGUAUGAGCGAGGAUUUUGAGAGUGCGAUCCAGUGUGGGAGCAAUGAAGUCCGCGUGGGGAGCACAAUCUUUGGAGAGAGGCCCAAUAAGGCGGAAGCAAAAAUAAAGGAGAACAACGAGGAGGGAAAGUCAUAA
Molecule: messenger RNA, 825 nt
Organism: Bacidia gigantensis
Lineage: Eukaryota; Fungi; Ascomycota; Lecanoromycetes; Lecanorales; Ramalinaceae
Exons: 1
Coding region: 1-825 (274 amino acids)
Cellular component (GO): intracellular anatomical structure
Molecular function (GO): pyridoxal phosphate binding
Source: RefSeq, a predicted model, not a curated record